AGUUUUAAAUACAGAAAAGUGUCUUUAAAAACAUUCACAAAGGUUCUGUAUCCUAAAUUUAACCACAGAAAAUAGUAAUUACUAACAAACAUGAAGGUAAUUUAUGAGACUGUUCAGAUCCCUAUAGCCUUUUAGAGGGAAAAUACAGAGGUUUUUUUAACUUUGCUGAGGCACCACCUGGGUUUAGUCACUACAAUCUAAUUACAUGAUUGAAGUCCUAGCAUGUCUUUGAAAUGAGAAUAAAAUAAUUGAGUAUUUAUCAUAGUAAAAAAAAAUAUGGUUCUCAAACCCACAAGCAUCUGUUUAAGUAGUACUCAAUCCCCUUGAACUCAGCAGUGCCAAUAGCUUCCCUAAAAUUCAAUGUGCCUGUAUCGAUGAGGCCUCAGUGUGAAAUGAGUUACCUUCUUACCAACUGCAGAAGUCUGAAAGUUUCAAACUGUAGUGAACCAAUAAGUUAAUUCAAGCCUUUUCUGGGUUGAGCUUAAAAUCUAAAAAGAACACUCUACAGAAAAGUAAAAAAAUUACAUUUUGACAGAUUCUUUCCCAGAAUUUAUUCUGAUUGUUAAAAUGUGAGAAGGAAAAUUGUGUGCUUAUAAAUUCUAUUUCUACUUUUAAAUUUAUAACCUAGAUCUGACAAUGUUGACUUGAGCAGAAAGUCAUUAUGCCUUUCAGAUUUUCUGUUUAAUUGAAUUCUGCUCUCAAUCUGAUCCAUCUGGUGAGUUCCACACUCUAGUGUAGACACCAAAUUAACCCAGAUGGUAGAGUUCAGGAGUCUUACAAGUUUUUAUAAUUGGAUAUUUUGACAUUUAUUUGAUAUACCUGUGCAAAAAAAAAAAAAAAAAAAAAAAAAGACAAUUCAGUAUUUGCAGGAAUAGUUACAGCAUUACUUUGCAAUGAGGCUGAGGAAGUUUUACAAUGAGACAGAGGGGGGAGGGAUGGUGAGAUGUCAGUUUUACUCAGGAUGUUUCUGCUCAGAACCCCGCCACAGCAGGGGAUGGGUAUAAUGCACACUCUCUCCUUUGGUCUCCAGCAACGCAGACCUGCUUGCUGAUUUGAGUUCAGCAGCAUCUGAGUGUGGCCGAGUUGAAGGAUUGGGAGAAAACAACAACAAAGAAAAGAUAAACGUAAAAAGCAGAUAUUUUUGCUCAAAGUCUGACCUCUGGUCAGGAGAUGUAAAAUUAUACAAAAUUAUCUGUUGGGCAUCGAGCGAAAUGCAUCAGAGCCAGUGGUCAAGGAAGUUUCGGACGCAGGUUUCAAUUCCGUACACAGUACAAUUCGGAUGUGCUGGAGCUGCUGGAGCCCUCGUGGGUUUUAAGUUCCCCGUGGGCGAGGACGCGGCGCUCCCACAGCCCCCGCGCGCCUGGUUCUCGGGGGUCACCGGAGCACGACGGCGCUUUUCAGCGGGGGGUGGGGGGGCGCCGGUCCCGCGGCCGCCCGAGGCUUUGGCCGCGCUGAGCCCCGCCGCGGCCGAGCGCUCCUGCGUGGGGCGGCUCCCACGCGAGCCCGCGGGGCGGGGGUGACCCGGGCGGAAGCAGCCGCCGUCCCCGUCCGGGUCAGCAUGGCGGCGGGGGCGGGAUGCCGCUGGUGGUGCUGUGCGGGCGGCCGGGCAGCGGCAAGAGCCGGCGGGCCGCGGAGCUGCGGGAGGCUCUGGGCGGGCCGGAGCGGCAGGUUCACGUCGUGACCGAGGCGGAGGGAGGCCGGGCGGCGUUGCGGGCCGAGGUGGAGCGGCGGCUGAGCCGGCGGGACGUGGUGAUCGUGGACGCGGGCAACGAGGUGCGGAGCAUCCGCUACGAGCUGUACUGCGCGGCGCGGCAGGCGGGGACGGCGAGCUGCCUCCUGCACUGCGCCGGCGGCCCCGAGGAGCCGCCCUUCGAGGCCCCCGACCCGCGGAACCGCUGGGACCGGCCGCUCUUCACGGUGCGCGGGGAGGAGCCGCUGCCGCUGGCCGCCAUCCGCGCCGCCCUCUUCGAGAGCGCCCCGCCGCCGCCGCACCGCGCCACCCGCAGCCAGCCCCUGCAAUCCGGCGCCUUCCUCCACCGCCUCGACCGCCUCACCCAGGAGGUGCUGGCCGCCGUCAUGGCCGCCCAGAGCGGCGGGGCGCAGCCCGGGCAGCCGGUCCGCGUCCCCGGCCUGGCCGCAGAGCUGGUGCUGAGCCGGCCCGUGAGCAUGGCCGAGCUGAGCCGCCUGCGGAGGCAGUUCAUCAGCUACACCAAGAUGCAGCCCAGUGACGAAAACCUGCCCCAGCUGGGCAGCAUGUUCCUGCAGUACCUGAGCCGCAGCAUCCAGUGAAUCCUGUCAGCUCUGCCGUGCACAGCAGCGUUGAUCUGCCCCCAGAGUACUCGCAACAGUAAGAACAUGCCCUCCAGCCACAGACCCGGCCGAGCCUGGGUCCCCACCUGUCGCGUAUCAGACAGCAGCUCUGGGAAGAUGGAUGCCAUGUCCCUGCAGCAGCUGAGCAAGCUAUAUUGCCAAGAGGAUGGGUAGGGAUGCCGUUGCCCGACCCCUGCAUUCUCCCCAUUCACAUCUUUC
Tyto alba (common barn owl) is the source of this 2529-nucleotide messenger RNA. It is a transcript of the gene KTI12, whose product is annotated as KTI12 chromatin associated homolog. The record is from RefSeq and is a predicted model, not a curated record. The coding region runs from base 1576 to 2289 and encodes 237 amino acids. Lineage: Eukaryota; Metazoa; Chordata; Aves; Strigiformes; Tytonidae. The transcript has a single exon.